Messenger RNA from Microthlaspi erraticum, 1746 nucleotides. NCBI's taxonomy places the organism in Eukaryota, Viridiplantae, Streptophyta, Magnoliopsida, Brassicales, Brassicaceae. The record is from the annotation of a GenBank genome assembly.
AUGGCGACCGACCCGCCCUCUUCCGCCGCCACGGCCACUACCGCCGGCGAGAUUGUUACCGCAGAAUAUAAACUGCCUCGAUCCAUAUACGACUUGACGGCGGAUUUCUUUGACUCGUGUCGGUUGUUGAAUCCCUCGGUCCGGUUAGGACCUUUGGUUUCAGUUAUACCCGCUUUCGAUCCGGAUAAAAGAGACGAGGCGGAGGAGAAGAGUUCCAAGGAGGGCGUGGUUUUGGAUAGAUGGACCUGUAACACUUGUAAAAUUGAGUUCGUAUCUCUCCAGGAUCAACGCUCGCACUUCAAGUCGGAUAUUCAUCGGCUUAACAUCAAGCUGAGUGUUGCUGGAAAGUCCAUUUUGAAAGAAGAAGAUGUUGAUGAGCUGACAUCUGAGUCGGUCCAAGACUAUGAUGUGUCCAGUAUCUCAGGAUCAGAGGACGAAGCUGAGGCGAGACCCUUAUUCCACUUUGAUGCUCAAAAGGGCAUUGACAAAAAGAAGCUCUUUUUCCGUCUUCAAAGCGGCGAGAAAGUUUCCAUCUGGAAAUGCUUGAUCAUGGACGAGGCUGAAAGCGUUUCAUACGGAGUUUCUGUUGAUGAUUGCGGGAGUUUGGGCGAGAUUGAAGUCACUGCCAGGUUGAGAAAUUUGAUUCGAGAGAAUACGGAUGACAGGCAAAUGCGCGUCGUGCUGCUUGCUAGUGGUGGCCACUUUGCCGCUAGUGUCUUUAAUGGAAAGUCGGUUGUGGCUCAUAAGACAUUCCACAGAUACGUUAUAAGAGCCAAGGCUGGUAAAAAGCAGUCCACAAAAGAUGCAAGCGGGAGAAGUAUACACUCUGCCGGAGCCUCCCUUCGUCGUUAUAACGAACUUGCUUUGAAAAAGGAUAUUCAAGAGCUACUUGCUAGCUGGAAGCCUUAUUUUGAUGGCGCUGCUUGUGUUUUUAUCCAUGCUCCCUCAAGCAGUAGGCAAUUGCUUUUCAAUGGAGGCAAACCAUAUUUUAGCAGCCAAAACUGUGCUGUGCGAAACGUUCCGUUUACUAUCCGGCGGCCAACCUUCAAAGAAUCACAGCGUAUAUAUAAUCAGUUGACUCAGGUUGCAUAUGUAACUGAGGAAAUUUUUGCAAAUCCACCAGAGGAAGCGAAAGCUAAAACUGUGGUGCACGCCCACACUGAGGAUUCUUCUGGUGAAAUCUCAAGACAGGAAGAGCAUGAUGAAACUUUAUCUACCAGCAUGAUCUUAGAGGAACCAAAUCUUAUAGAAGAGGAUCUCGGGGAUGGAGUUGCUGGUACGUCAACUCCAUUACAUGAAGCUGCUAAAUCUGGUGAUGGUUCGAGAGUUCUGGAGUUGUUGGAGGAAGGUAUGGAUCCUUGUGCUAAGGAUGAAAGAGGCAGAGCACCAUACAUGCUUGCAGAUGACAAGGAAGUGAGGAACACUUUCAGGCGGUUUAUGGCGUCAAACCUUGAAAAAUGGAAUUGGCAUGAUGCUAAAGUACCCAGCCCGCUCACCAAAGAGAUGGAGGAAUCUCAAGCUGCCAAGCAGGCAGAGAAAGACGCCAAGAAGAAAGCAAGAGCAAAAGAACUGAAAAAACUACGGAAAGCCCGAGAAAAGAAGGCUCAAGCGGAGGCUGAGAAGGAGAAACCGAUCUCAAAAGUGGAGGAAGUGAGGAGAGCAAUGGCGGCCGAGAGGGAGAAGAGAGCAGCGGCUGCAGAAAGACGGAUGGCAGCACUUAACACUCAAAGCAGUUCAACGACAUGA